This is a messenger RNA of Thelazia callipaeda (thelaziosis nematode), 299 nucleotides long. Lineage: Eukaryota; Metazoa; Nematoda; Chromadorea; Rhabditida; Thelaziidae. The record is from the annotation of a GenBank genome assembly.
AUGUCUCGAAAGUCGUCCUUACUAUACCUUUCUUUCCAUCUUUUAACUACUUUUACCUUUCUCCCAGGUCAGUGUUCAAAAGACAUAUUUGAGACAAAAGGACAGAUUCUGGGUGAGAUUGGCAAAAAGCGUAAUGCCGAAGACAGCAUACCUGUAAUUGAAAUACGAGGGGAAGGGCAGCCGAUGAGUGCUGCGCAAAUUAGACAGCUUGAAGAAGCAUCAAAUGGCGGCCCACUCGAUAUUAAGGCAAAAAAUUUCAUUUUUAGCUGUUUUUCAUGCAUAUAUUUUGGCCCUUAGGC